Molecule: messenger RNA, 5258 nt
Organism: Cheilinus undulatus (humphead wrasse)
Lineage: Eukaryota; Metazoa; Chordata; Actinopteri; Labriformes; Labridae
Gene: mmp14a
Product: matrix metallopeptidase 14a (membrane-inserted)
Exons: 10
Coding region: 354-2045 (563 amino acids)
Biological process (GO): skeletal system development; zymogen activation; collagen catabolic process
Cellular component (GO): extracellular matrix
Molecular function (GO): metalloendopeptidase activity; zinc ion binding
Source: RefSeq, a predicted model, not a curated record
CAAAGUCUGAACACAAUCCCAGCAGAGGAAAACGGGCCAAACAAUGAAGCUAUAGCGAUCACCAGCUGAGUAUUUGUGACAGCUGCUCCAUUAUUUGUAACAUUUUAUUUGUUGUUUUCGCCUCAGCUCUUAUUUUAAAAAAGCUCGAUUUGAUGUGUUCAAAGCGUCCAUGCGGAUCCGAGAAAAAAAAAGUUACUGCCACGUUUUUGAGGCUUUACGGAGUAGCACCGAAACUUUGGGGUCUGUUUUAGUUUUUUUCUUCCUCCUUUGCUGUCAGUUCGACGGGACCUGUGUAGACAUUUAGUUUUUUAAAGGUUUAUUUUUUCGGGGGGAGGUAGUUUGCUGGUAGAAAAAUGCUGCUUCAGCUCCUCACCUUGGCCUGUGGUCUCUGCUGCUUUGGUUUUAUCUCAGUCUCUGCAGAUGUGCUAAAAGCAGAGGCGUGGCUGCAGCAGUAUGGCUACCUGCCUCCAGGUGAUGUCAGGGCCCAGGCCAUCCGCUCACCAAAGACGAUUGAAUCAGCGAUAUCAGCCAUGCAGAGGUUUUACGGUUUGACAGUCACUGGCUCCAUAGAUGCCAACACACUACAGGCAAUGAGUCGGCCACGAUGUGGCGUCCCAGACAAGUUUGGCCCUGCCCUGAAAAGCAACCUUAGGAGGAAGAGAUACGCCGUGCAGGGUCUGAAAUGGGAAAAGUCUGAAGUGACUUUCAGCAUACAGAACUACACGCCAAAGGUCGGUGAACGAGCCACGAAUGAAGCCAUCCGAAAAGCUUUUAAGGUGUGGGAGAGUGUGAUCCCACUCACCUUCAGAGAGAUCCCUUACAGCCACAUCAGAGACAAGGUCGACAAGUUCGCGGACAUCAUGCUCUCCUUCGCAGAGGGUUUCCAUGGUGACAGUACGCCGUUUGAUGGCGAAGGUGGCUUCUUGGCUCAUGCCUACUUCCCCGGCAAUGGUAUCGGCGGAGAUACGCACUUUGAUCUGGCUGAGCCGUGGACCACUGGGACCGCUGAUCAGGGUGGUAAUGAUGUUUUCCUGGUGGCCGUCCAUGAGUUGGGUCACGCUCUGGGUCUGGAGCACUCCAACGACCCCUCUGCUAUAAUGGCCCCCUUCUACCAGUGGUUUGAUACAGAAAACUUCCAGCUUCCAGAUGAUGACCGCAGAGGCAUCCAGGCCAUUUAUGGAUCAAAAUCUGGGGCUCCACCUCCUCCUCCCCCUCCACCUCGACCCACAAAGUCCUCCUACCCUGGCCAAGGUCCAGACAUCUGUGAAGGACACUUUGACACCAUUGCCAUCCUCAGGGGGGAAAAGUUUGUGUUUAAGGACAAGUGGUUCUGGCGUGUGCGCAACAACAAGGUGCUAACUGGUUACCCGAUGACCAUCAGUCACUUCUGGAAAGGCCUGCCAUCAAACAUCAACGCUGCCUACGAGAGGGAUGAUGGGAAAUUUAUCUUCUUCAAAGGUGACAGGUACUGGGUUUUCAGUGAGUCCACCAUGGAUAAAGACUCCCCCAAGAGCCUGAGAGACCUCGGGACAGGCCUGCCCAAAGACAAAAUUGACGCUGCUCUUUUCUAUACGCCAACAGGACAGACGUACUUCUUCAGAGGCACAAAGUAUUACCGUUUCAAUGAGCAGACUCGCACCGUGGACAACGGUUACCCAAAGCCCAUCAGCAUGUGGAGUGGUGCACCAGAAAAUAUUAAAGCUGCCAUCAUGAGUGAAGAUGGAUCUUACACGUAUUUCUACAAAGCCAACAAAUACUGGAAGUUUAAUAACCAGUACAUGAAGGUGGAGUCUGGAUACCCUAAAUCUGUGCUCAGCAACUGGAUGGGCUGUGAGAGCGAGGAGCCCAAAAAGGGCCGAGAAGAGGAGGUGAUCAUCAUCGAGGUGGACGAAUCACAAAGCGGGGCGGGGCCGGCGGCCGUUGUGAUCCCUCUCCUCCUGCUUGUGCUGGUCGUGGUCACUCUGGGAGCACUUUUGUUUUUCAGGAAGUACGGCACACCUCGACGCCUCCUCUACUGCCAGAGAUCCCUCCUGGACAAGGUGUAGACCGAGCCACAGGGUGAUUGAUGGACAGGCUGCCGCAAGAGGGACAGAAAGAGAGGGGGAGAGAUUAAGGGCCGGGUGUGGAUUGAAACUGAGGAAAUGGAAGAGGAACUGGAGAAAAGACAGAAGAAAAGAGGGAUUGGAGAGAGAUAAUUUGAAGUUUUUGUGGUUUGUACAGGCCACACAGAGCGAGAAAAAGGCCCUAGGAACUGAAAUCAGGAAAAUGUGUAUUUGUAUGUUAAGUAUUUACAUGUACUGUUGUGUGUCUAGAGAUUUACAACGUACCCAGAAUCUCACAUAGAGAAGGGAAAUAUACCAAAAGACUCAUAUUGAUCCCCUCUCACCCCUCCUUCCUUCCCAUUCUUUAACUGGACGACUCCAGCUGAACUGCUGUCUGAUUCAUUUUAAUUAUCUGCUUCAUUUUUGGUUUUCCUCAGAAAUUUAUCAUUUCUGACAUACAUUUGAAAACAAAACUGUGUUUUUAGGUACGCUUUACUUUGAAAGUCAUAUUUACAUAUGACAUUCACUCUUGAAUCCAAUGCAGUGGCAAAGUUUGAUAGUUUGCUCUCUGGUGUCUUUUUCCACUAUUAAGUAGGAUUGGGAAUUAAACCAUGCACUUUUUCCGGUGCUGCCUCAAAUAAGUCAACUGUAAAGUUGACAUGAAUGUCAGGUUACAUUAAUAGCCCUGUUUUAAAGAUUGCAUUUUUGGCUAUUAGAAUAAACAUUAAAGUGAGGCAGCAAUUGCUCAUCUUUAAGUUAGGUACUUUAAAUUGGUCCUAAAAAAUCAAUUCAAGCCUCAUAACUAAAAGGAUUCCUUCACAACAGCAAAAUACUAAAAAACAAGUUAACAGCCACUCUCACUGAUUGUUCAUCUGAGACACCGUCUGUUUCAGAACAGAUUUACCACAGUUUGCCAGUAAAACGUAUUUCCAAUUUAAGGUUUGUUUUUUAAAAUUCAACUUCAUUCAUAAAGUCUGGCAGUUACAUAAAUGAAAUUAAGCCAAAGCUAAAUUUAGCUAAAGCUAGCAUAGCUCUGUAAUUAACAUUACUACAUAAGCUGAUGUAGCUAUGGAAGCUUUAGCAACAUUAGCUUGGGCAAAUGUAGCUAAAGCUAACUUUAGAUACCCCAGCUACAUAGUUGCUUUGUGAGCUUAGCUUUAGCUACCCUAGCUAAAUAGCUUUGUUAGCUACAUAGUUUUGUUAGCUACAUUAUCUAUGUGUUAGGAUGUCUUCAUGGAGAAAGUGCUUUUUUUCCAGCUAGGAGACUGUUUACUCGGCUUCCUAAAUGUUUUGUAAUAAGGUUUUGCAGGUGUGAGUGUUAUUAGAGUGUUAUUACACUGCAAAGACUCACAUCAUAGUAAAUGCAUUUGUGUCUUGACAAGAAAACGUCUCAUUAGAUUCAUUAUUAGCCAACUAGCAAGUCCAGAUCAAGAUAAUUUUCAUGGUUUUAGAUAGUAUGGCACUAGAAAACAUAAGAAAAACAUAGGCUCUGCCAAUGCAACAAGGAAAAUUCCUAGUGAAAUUUCGUGGAAUGUACUGUCUAAAUAAGGGUGGGUUCAUGCAGCCUUCAAACAUGCACUGACAGGGAUGCUAAUCUACAGUCAGCCACAAAAGUCAGCAUUAACAUGAACGCUUCCAGAGUUGGACCUUCUCCUUUGGAAGUCUUAAAAUGUAAAGACAAAGAUGCCCCGUUGUCGUACAAAUCUAAAAUUCCUCUUAAUGUGUGCAUCCAGCAGCAGCAUCAUUCUUAGAGCAAACUAUCUCUGAUUUUAAUGCAGCAUCUUUCCAAUAAAUUAUAUCACCAUGUUUGCUAAAAAGGGGCUAAAACUUGUAAUAAUUUAAAGUCCUAUGCAAUCCUGUCCAUUUUAGAAAUGUCAAAACAAAGAUGGUCCUUCCGGAACAAAAUCUAGAGUUUCUUUACAUUUUCAUCCAGCUUUGCUAUCAAUCUUUGAAAAAAAAAUCCCAGAUUUAUAUUAAAAGUUGCCUGAUUUUAGAGUAUUUUAUGAAAACAGAAUCUUUAACUGGUAAGUCAAAAGAAAUAUUAAAGUGAGGUACUAAACAAUCUGUAGACCAUUCAUCCCUCUAUACAGCUUGUCCCGUUAGGGGUUGCCAGCUACCAUUGGAUGAGAGAUGGUGUACAACCUACACUCACUGCUGGUCAAUCACACUCACAACCACACCUAUGGGCAAUUUAGAGUCACCAGCUAGCCUAACGAGCAUGUCUUUGGACUGUGGGAAAAGCUGGAGAACCCGCAGUCUGACUGGGAUUCAAACCAGGGACCUGCUUGCCACGGCAGCAGCCAUUGCACCACUGAACCACCAUGAAGCCAGUAAUCUGUAGUAUUGAAGAAAAUUUGCCAAAGCUGUCCCCAUUUUGCUUAACAAUUUUUCAAAACUCAUUGGUAGUUUUCAGCUUGGUAAAAAUAAACAUUCUUUAUAAUUUUUUUAAACAAAUUUAUUUGCUUAUUUUUAGGCUGGGUUUGUUAAUCUGAGGUUAUGUCUUAAAGGUUCGACUUAAUGUAAGGAAAUCAUACAUGGUACCGAAAUCAACAUGCAUUUUCUGUAAAACACAACAAAAUAGGAUAUUUUUACACAAACUCUUAUUUCAGUGCAAGCAGUCAGACGGGAAAAUAAUUUCUUGAAAAACAGGAUUUUAAAUCUCACAACAUGGUUGUUUUCAAACAUUCCAGCUCAUUUCUUGUUGUUGAUCUCAGCUGCUUGUCCUAAUAUGCCAUUAAGCGGUACGGUUUUCAACAAUAUGGUGCAAUUUGUUUUAAUUAUUUCAUUUUUUAAUGGGGAAAUUGUUGUUAUUAUAAGUAUGGUUAUUGUUAUUAUUGUUCUCCUGGUAAAGUUAUGUUUUUUUGUUUUUUGUACAUUGUCAUUUGGAGUCCUGCUGGACAGAGGCAAACAUGGCAAUGAUGGAAAUGAAUCCCAGUUUACACUCGGUGUGAGGAAUUGGAUCAGAUCAGUGGAGAAAACGUGAGAUCAGGAUGUUAGCACAGGAUAACAAGCAAUGCUAUUUAUGAACUUUAAUGGUGCUUUAUGUUGUGUUCUACAAAAUCAAAAUUGAAGGUGAAUUCAUUUAAUUAAUAACAAUGAUAAUGGUAAUGAUAUUUAUAAUGAUGAUCAUAUCAAUGAAAUGGAAUGAUUUUUUUCUGCCUGUUUCACUUUUGUAUUUCAUAAGAUAAAGUGAAAUUAAACUAUUUUCUACAAACA